Oryzias latipes (Japanese medaka) is the source of this 3280-nucleotide messenger RNA. It is a transcript of the gene stat1a, whose product is annotated as signal transducer and activator of transcription 1a. Gene Ontology annotation, biological process: regulation of DNA-templated transcription; signal transduction. The record is from RefSeq and is a predicted model, not a curated record. Gene Ontology annotation, molecular function: DNA-binding transcription factor activity; DNA binding. NCBI's taxonomy places the organism in Eukaryota, Metazoa, Chordata, Actinopteri, Beloniformes, Adrianichthyidae.
UGACCGUCCAUCGACGGAAGCGGCGUGUCUCUGCCUGCCAGGCUCCUUUCCUCAACAUUGGGAAAAGGAAAAACUGCUCAAAUACAGCAGAAUUGUCUGAAAACGGAACCAACCUUUAGCUGUGAAAGUGUUUUGGUAAAUUGUUUGCAGUUCCUGACCUUCCCAGAAGAUGGCGCAGUGGGGCCAGCUUCAGAUGUUGGACUGUAAGUACCUGGAGCAGGUGGACCAGCUGUACGACGACUCCUUCCCCAUGGACAUCCGCCAGUACCUGAGCAAGUGGAUCGAGAGCAUCGACUGGGACACGGUGGCGAUGCAGGACUCGCUGGCCACCAUUCGCUUCCACGACCUGCUGGCUCAGCUGGACGACCAGCACAGCCGCUUUGCGCUGGAGAACAACUUCCUGCUGCAGCACAACAUCCGAAAAAUCAAAAGGAACCUGCAGGAUCGGUUCCAGGAGGAUCCGGUCCACAUGGCCAUGAUUAUCUCCAGGAACCUGAAAGAGGAGCAGAACAUCCUGGCUAAGGCGAAGAGCAUGGAGCAGGAGGGCGAGAGCACGGUGUCCGCCAUGGUGGUGGAGAAGCAGAAGCUGGACAACAAAGUGAAGGAGAUGAGGGACCGAGUCCAGAUGGUGGACGUGAACAUCAAGAACGUGGAGGACCUGCAGGACGAGUACGACUUCAGGGUCAACUCCCUGAAGAAUAGAGAGAACGAGAUGAACGGCAUGACAGCGAAGGAGCUGGAGAAGGAGAAGAUGGGCAUCGCCCGGAUGGGCUUCGAGCUGAAAUCCAAGCGUCAGGACGCGGUGAUCCAGCUGAGCGACCUCCUCACCGUCAUCCACGCCCUCCUGACCGACCUGAUCUCCGAGGAGCUGCCGGAGUGGAAGCAGCGGCAGCAGAUCGCCUGCAUCGGCGGCCCGCCAAACGCCUGCGUGGACCAGCUGCAGAACUGGUUCACGGCCGCGGCGGAGAGCCUCCAGCAGGUCCGCCAGCACCUGAAGAAGCUGCAGGAGUUGGAGCAGAAGUUCACGUACGACAACGACCCCAUCACGCAGAAGAAAGCCUUCCUGGAGGCGCGAACUCUGGAGCUGCUCAAAAACCUUCUCUCCAACUCCCUGGUGGUGGAGCGGCAGCCGUGCAUGCCCACCCACCCGCAGAGGCCGCUGGUGCUGAAGACCGGCGUCCAGUUCACCGUCAAACUACGGUUUCUGGUGAAGCUGCAGGAGUUCAACUACCAGAUCAAGGUCAAGGCCGUGUUCGACAAAGAUGUUACGGAGAAGAAAGGGUUUCGGAAGUUCAACAUUCUGGGGACGAACACCAAAGUCAUGAACAUGGAAGAGUCCAACGGCAGUUUGGCGGCAGAGUUCCGACAUUUGCAACUGAAGGAGCAGAAAGUCGCCGGCAACAGAACCAAUGAGGGCCCUCUGAUCGUCACGGAGGAGCUGCAUUCACUCGGCUUCGAGUCGGAGCUGCAGCUCAACCAGUCCGGCCUGAGCAUCAAGCUGGAGGCCAUGUCGCUGCCCGUGGUGGUCAUCUCCAACGUGUGCCAGCUGCCCAGCGGCUGGGCCUCCAUCCUCUGGUACAACAUGCUCACCACCGAGCCCAAAAACCUCAAGUUCUUCCUGUCGCCGCCGGCCGCCAAGUGGUCUCAGCUGUCCGAGGUUCUCAGCUGGCAGUUCUCCUCCGUCACCAAGCGAGGACUGAACCAGGAGCAGCUCAACAUGCUGGCGGACAAACUGCUGGGAGCCAAAGCGCAGAGGAACCCAGAGGGACUCAUCCCUUGGACCAAGUUCUGCAAGCAGCAAGGUGCCAACGAGAAAGCGUUCGCCUUCUGGCUGUGGAUCGAAGGGAUCCUGGAUUUGAUCAAGAGGCACCUGCUGUCCCUGUGGAACGACGGCUCCAUCAUGGGCUUCAUCAGCAAAGAGAGGGAGAAGGCUCUGCUGAGCGGCAAAUGUCCGGGAACCUUCCUGCUGCGCUUCAGCGAGAGCAGCCGGGACGGCGCCAUCACCUUCACCUGGAUCGAGCACGACAUCCACGACAAGCCGAUUUUCCACUCCGUUGAGCCGUACACCAAGAAGGAGCUGACUGCUGUUUCGCUGCCCGACAUCAUUCGCACCUACAAGGUGAUGGCGGCCGAGAACAUUCCAGAGAACCCGCUGCGCUUCCUCUACCCCGCCAUCCCCAAAGACAAGGCUUUUGGGAAAUACUACCCCAAACCCCCAGAGCCUCAAGAGCCCAUGGACGUGGAGAGCUCGCAGCCCAGUGGCUACAUGAAGACAGAGCUCAUAUCCGUUUCAGAAGUACCGCCGUCCAGGCUGCAAGACAACAUCAUGCCCAUGUCUCCGGACGACUACAAGGCACUGGAGCAGUUUGUGGGCCACAGAGACAUCGAUGCUGUGACCAACAAUCUGAUGGACUUUGGAGGGUUUGACGCUCAGAUGAGCGGAGACUUACAGGACGAAAACUGAAGCCGGAUCCGUGUUGUGCACCGGUUCCUACCAUCAGACAGCAAACGCACUCAAGAGAACCCUGCUUCUGUGUGCGUUUGUGACCUUUACUGUAGAACAUCCAGGUUGUCAGCUCUCUCUGAGAAUUCCUCUAUAAAUGUGAAUGCCUGGAUAAAAAAAAAGCUUCAAUAACUGUUCAGACUUUUAUUGUGAAAACUCCACUUCAAAAUGGUUUUAUUUAAAAAGCUCCAGGAGAGAAUAACAGUUCUUGUAAUAAAUAGAUUUCUUUGCAGUUUGGAUCCUAGUAGAACUCAUUCUUCAAUCCAACAUUAUUUAUAAAAGCACUUUAAACCAUUUCUGCAGACCCACAGUUCUGUACAUUUACUCACAAUGUUGUCUGAAAUAGCUAUUGAACAGUGAUGAACUUCUGUCUUUUUCACGUUUUGGAACACUGGAAAAAUUUGUAGAAAAUAAAAGCAUCUUCAAAUGAAAAGUGUAGCUAAAAAAUGAGAUGUUACAGUUUGGGAUUUUUCUUUUCACAUAAAACAUGAAAAAGAUUUUAUUUUGAUAUAACCCAGAGAUGGAUGUAUUUUAUUUUGAAAGUGAUAUUGUGAAAAAUCAUGGCAAUUAUAAAGAAAAGUGUGUGCCAUGAGAUGGUUUUUGGAGUUAAGCAUCACUGAGUGACGAGGUAAAAAAAGAAUAAAAGGUUGAAUUGAUUUAACGACGGGUUUUCCCGUAAUCCUGGUUGAUGUUUUAAAAGGUUUGAGCCGAUAAGCUCUUAUGUUUAUGUUGGUGUCAAAAACGAUUUUUAUUGUAAUAAACCAUUUCAGACCUUCA